CAAUUCAUACCACAUACAGCUUAAAUGAUGGAUAAGGAUUAGUUUUAUUGGUUAAAAGUCUCGUCCCUAAUCCAUGAUAUCCCUAGACACACCCCUAUACACCCCUCGUGAUUUUUUUUCUUGCCAACGCGAAAAUUGAGGUGCCUUUGAUUUUUUUGUACAAAUACUAUUGAUAUGGUUCGUUCAAAGAAGCAAAGCACGCCAGAAGUAGAAAAACUAGUAUCCAAGUUCUUUAAAGAAGGUAAACUAUAACUUUUUGGUUUGCUUAACUUGUUUAAGCCACUCGAGAAACAAAAAGUUUUUUUUCUUUUUCAUUCAUUCAUUUUGGAAUGAGAAAAAGGAGAAAAAAAUUUUAUGUCAAAUGUGUCCCAUUAACUUUCUUUCAUCAAGAUGGUCAUCAGAUUCAAAUGAAAAAGCUACAUUGGAAGCAAACACCGCUUCCAGAGACUGUACAAGUUAGUCCUGUUCUUAACAAGCUACGUCAAUUGGCACUCGAAACAAAGGAAAAAGAACAAGAAGAAGAAGAGGAAUCGACAUUCAAGAUUGACCUUGCUGAAAAUGAAAAGAUCGAAAAGGUGCGCAAGGAGAACAUGUUUGGUGAAGAAGUAACGGAGUCCGAAAUGGACAUUAUUCAAAAACGCGUUGCGCUUCAACAACGUCAGUUUCAAGAAUUUGAAAAGAGAGAAUACAAGCGUAAAUCGAAAAAGAUCAAGGGAGUUUAUGAUCACUUGACAGAUGAGGAAAUAUCUGACAUGCUUGUCGAUUGUGGUCACGACGAGGAAGAAGUCAUCGUUCGUCUUACCCAGCCUAAUUAUCUCUUGGAUAUUCGUAGAACGAUCGCAACAAAGCAUGCGCCCGAAGUCGAAGUGUCUCGUAAUGCUAUGAGUGAAGAGCAACUGACGGCUUAUAAGCAAUUGUUAAAGAAACGUUCUGAAACUUUAAAGAAGACCACUAAUGAUACCGCUAAAAAACAAUACCGUAUGUGUGGCCGUCUUAGUUUAGACGAAGCCAUCCGUCAAGCCCAAGAUAACCAGGAUAAGCUCGACAAGGCUUUCGAAGGCUGGUCUCAAGCUCGUAUCCGUGCUUACUCUAUGAUCAAUGAAAACCCAAACAGUUACUAUUACCGAUUCAAUGCUCCUGGUGAGGUUCAGCGUAAAGGUCAAUGGAGCGCUGAAGAGCGCAAGCUGUUCUUUAAACGUCUUAAGGAGGUCGGUGCUAAUGGCCAAUGGGGUAUUUUCUCCAUGACAAUCCCUGGCCGUGUUGGUUAUCAAUGCUCCAAUUUUUAUCGUCUACUCGUCGAGACGAACGAAAUCCAGGACCCUAAUUACGUGUUGGAUGAAAAGGGCAAGGCACAUUACUUGUUUGACAAGAAAACAGCAGAUGGUAACGUGGAGAAAACGUUUCGAACACAUAACAAGCAUGGCACAGGUCGUGGUGCUUCAUCCUCGUCACCCACAUCAUCUUCAGGCACAACAAGAAAAAGAGCUAGAGCAGCACCCGUGGUUGCAGAUAAGAAAAAGAAAAAGAAAAGAAGAACAAGAAACUGGGGAAGCGACGAUGAUGAUGACGAUGAAGAUGACUUUGAAGACUAUAACGAUGACUCUGGUACAUUCACAAUGAGCAUGCGAACGACAAGAAGAACGCGUAAUCAAGAGCCUAUUCAAGAUAUACCGAAUGAAAAUGAAGGCAUGGAAGAAGAAGAGGACGAAGAAGAAGAGGAGAAUCAAUAUGAUAAUCCUUUACCUGGCUUUUUGGAUCCUAUUACGCUCGAAGAAGUAGUCAGGCCUGCCAUUUCAAAAUAUGGUCAUGUCAUGGGUUAUGACAGUUGGGUACGCUGCUUAACAAAUUGGGAAGGCAAGAAGAAUAUUUGUCCCUUGACCAAGAAACCUUUGACAAAACGAGACUUGGUCAUUUUAACGUAUGAAAAUAUUGAGGAAUACAGAGACAAAAUCAUUCAGUAACUAGAAGACGAAUGAAUAAAAAAUAACGUCUUAUUCAUUUUAUACUUACCGAGG
Rhizopus microsporus ATCC 52813 is the source of this 2015-nucleotide messenger RNA. RefSeq lists its product as uncharacterized. The transcript has 8 exons. The record is from RefSeq and is a predicted model, not a curated record. The coding region runs from base 408 to 1961 and encodes 517 amino acids. NCBI's taxonomy places the organism in Eukaryota, Fungi, Mucoromycota, Mucoromycetes, Mucorales, Rhizopodaceae.